UCCGCUCACGCACGCGCGAGCCCUGCAGUUUCUUGUUCGGUUGGGCUGCGGACUGUACCAAAGAAACCCGGACAGCGAGGGGCAAAGCUUGGAACCCCCUGCCCGCGCCUCGUCGAUGGCACGACUCGGAUAGCCCCCAAUCACACUGUGAGCCAGGAAUGGUCCAUCUCGCCGCGCAAGCGCCCUAGGCUCUUCACGCCCCUCGCGCUCCCUCCUACUCCACUUGCAGCGCAGGCGCCGAGCCCGGGCGUGCAGCCGCCGCCGCUGCCGAGCCGGAGCGGGGGCCGCCCUCGCCGCAUCCCUCUACGUGCUGACAUCUUGCAUUAGAGAACUGUGGCCGAGGUGUGGCUUUGGAGAGCUGGCCGGGGAGGGACACUGCCCAGCUGCUGCUCUGCUUCUGUCUCCUGUCCCUGUCGCCUGGCCAUGACAGAGACCCGUGAGCCAGCUGAGACUGGGGGCUACGCCAGUUUGGAAGAAGAUGAUGAGGACCUCUCUCCAGGUCCCGAGCAUUCCUCUGACUCGGAAUACACACUCUCAGAGCCGGACUCCGAAGAAGAAGAAGAUGAGGAGGAGGAGGAAGAGGAGACCACUGACGACCCCGAAUAUGACCCUGGCUACAAGGUGAAGCAGCGCCUGGGCGGGGGCCGGGGUGGCCCUUCCCGCCGGGCCCCCCGUGCAGCUCAGGCCCCGGGCCCCCCAGCUCAGCCCUGCCAGCUCUGUGGCCGCUCACCUCUUGGGGAGGCCCCUCCAGGCACCCCACCCUGCCGGCUCUGCUGCCCUGCUACAGCCCCUCAGGAAGCGCCAGCCCCCGAAGGCAGGGUCCUCGGGGAGGAAAAGGAGUUGCCUCGGGCUGGGGAGGGCCGACCAGCUGGGCGGGAGGACGAGGAGGACGAGGACGAGGAGGGGACCUACCACUGCACGGAGUGUGAGGAUUCCUUCGACAACCUCGGGGAGCUGCAUGGGCACUUCAUGCUGCAUGCCCGGGGUGAGGUGUAGGCAGAGCCCCCCUGACCCAGGGAGCUUCCCAGAAGGGGUAGGGUGGGAGGAAGGGGCUGAGGAAAUUGGAGUGGUCACAGUGGUCAUGGGGGAUGGAGUACCGCCGACCUAUGUUGUCUUAGCCGUAGAUGUGUGAAGGCCAGAAUAAAAGCCAAAUUCUGUGUGUGUCA
Messenger RNA from Hipposideros armiger (great roundleaf bat), 1166 nucleotides. It is a transcript of the gene ZNF428, whose product is annotated as zinc finger protein 428. NCBI's taxonomy places the organism in Eukaryota, Metazoa, Chordata, Mammalia, Chiroptera, Hipposideridae. The coding region runs from base 424 to 996 and encodes 190 amino acids. The transcript has 3 exons. The record is from RefSeq and is a predicted model, not a curated record.